Molecule: messenger RNA, 3799 nt
Organism: Pelobates cultripes (western spadefoot toad)
Lineage: Eukaryota; Metazoa; Chordata; Amphibia; Anura; Pelobatidae
Source: the annotation of a GenBank genome assembly
AGGGUUGUGCUGUUGUGAUAAUAUUCAAUAUUUAUUGAGCAUGAUUGAUUGAUCACUAUUGAGCAAAUUAAACUAUUAUAGAUAGCUAAGAUGGCACUUGUCUUAAACUGUGUCGCACUAAUAAAUUCAACUAAGUAAAACAAGAUGACACAGCAUAGAAUGUUCUAUAACAUGUCUGGCCAAUAUCCAAAGUGGCCUACUUGCUUAAAAGUGGGAUUUGGUGCCAGCAAUGUUUAGAAAGAUAAGAGUAUAGGGACAUAGCUUUAUAGAAAGGGUACCGCAUGUGUCUGGCAUGGGCCUUGGGUGGUCACGACUGGCCUGAUCAACCAUAAAGAUUACUAAAUGCGCAUGACAUAUACAUGCUGGGCUGCACUGAUAAGAAAACGUAUAAAAGAAGGAGAAACUUGGCACUUGGUUGCGAGAACUACCCACCUGUAAUACGGACGCGUGUUGCUGGUCUCUGCUGUUCCCAGAAGAGAGGGUCCCUCCAAGUCUGACUGCCUGAGUUCCCCCAGUCAUGUGCAGCGGAGCGCCAACUAAACCCCUCUAAUGGUGAUGUAUACUUAAGCCGAUAUAUCCAGAUACUAAGCUGUUUGAAGUGAAUGCAUGCGAUAACUUAAAUGAGAGAAUAAAGUGUGGUGUGAAUUCUAAUAUUCAACCUGGUCUCUGUGUGAUUUCUCUUUCCUAUAGUUUAAGAUACUCAUCCUGAACUGGGUUGUGUGCCUGCCAAUAUCGUUUUAAACCUUAUUAGGUAUUGAUUAUUACUUUUUGAAUAUUGGUGUUCAUGAAUUUAAUGAUUAGGCACAACAUUGUGACGCUGUGAGCAGGGUUGAGUAUUAAUUGAGCAAGGAAACUUGAAAUCAGCCAUUUAAAAUAGUUUAAAAUAAGAAUAUUGUGUUUAAAAAUUGUUAGAACUGUUUAUGUAGACUGUGAGUAAAGUGAAACUAACAUUGUACGAGGUUUAGUUUCUGCUGCGUCACGAAGGAAAAAAGCCGUUUAAACGCUGUCAGUUUCUUCCGAGUGCUGCAGUAAAUAUACUAUAGAGAUUGUAAGAUUAGAUAACAGUCAACACUGUUUCUAGAUAUUCUCUGAACAUUGUGCAAAAUUGAAAAUAAUUGCAUGACGUUGCCAGAGCAAGAUUGAUGUGUGAAUGCUCAAUCAAAAGUUCGAGGAGUGAUUCUGAAGAUUGAUUCAACAAUACAAGUUGUGCUCAGUCAGUAGACACACCUAUACACCUUGAAGGUUUGUAGAACGCCAGUGCUGGCUGGGGAGUGAUACCCAUAAACUUGCUAGUUUCCUGAAUAAGACUGAAUUGCUGCAAAUUCAAUAAGCUCAAUACCAGGUAUUGAGAUAAGGUCACCAAUACCACAAGAUUCUUUGGGGUGAUUUUGACACGAAUGGGUGAUUGUGCUUGGUCAGUAACAGUGCACCUACGCGCCUUAACAGGUGCUGGAAACCAGUACUGACAGGGGAAGUGAAUGAAACGGCUGUUUCGCCUGAAAGUGUGAGAUUGUUGGCUUAAUCAUAGACGCCCUAUACACUUCACGGAGUGUAUAGAAAGCCAGUGAGGUCGAGGAGCGCAAACCUGCAGCCAGAAUAGUCGCCUGGGCAGGAUUGAGUGAAGAAUAAGACAAUAAGACAAACACCAGGCGUCUGGAUUAGUACACAUUCAAGUGAAAUUAAAUAAACACACAGAACUAACAUCCCCAAGGAGUGCAAGUUUUUCUGAUGAAACCAUAGGAUAUUUGCGCAAUGUUUAAAAAAAAUAAGAAACAGGGUGAUGGCGCCAUAAUUCCCGGAUGGGAAGAUGAGCCAUAUGCAUCCAUUGCCAGAGAAUUGGCUUGUUCAGCUGGUAAAUGUGACUCUGAAUGUGAAAAAAGUGAAAUUGAAAUGCCUACUAACCUUCUUGCUUGUCUGAAAAAGAUUCCAAAAGAUAAGUUGCAGAAAAGAAGUUGUGAAUCUGCGAUAAAAGUAACAAAAGCUAAGGGAAAGGUUGGAAUUUGUAGGAUUAGCAAGAGGAAGAUGCAGGUGUGUUUAGCACAGGCAGGGUUCGAUUGGGAUCCUGAAACUUGGGAUGGAAACAUCUGGAGCUCAGAUGAAGAGUCUGAAGGGGUAAAUGCAUUGCCUGUGGUCAGAAGAAAGUUGGAGUACACUGACCUGGGGCAAGUUAGCAGGACCUCUAUGGAAGACUAUACACAGCAAGAGAUGGCUGAUAUUCUUUCAACCUUCAGACAGCGGUCAAAGGAACCGCUGGAUGAGUGGGUUGUCAGACUAGCUGAAACAGGGGCAGGAGGCAUUAAUCUUGAUGCCAUAGGCUCACCAAAGUUGGCUACUAUCUCAGAGGACGAGAAUGUCAGGAGGAUGUUGUUAAAUGGACCCCCUGCAAUAGAAGGGAAUCCGGCUUCACUCACCCUCCUUGAGCUUGUCCAGAUAGGGUUGAAACUGAGGUACCCAUCUGUCAGUGACUGGCCAGAUAAUGACAAACCAUGGUACGGGCUGGCAAAUGCAGUAAGGAAACUGAAACAGGAGAUGGUCAGACAGGCUAUCCAGAAUUCCCAACAGCUGGAUAGACUGAUGGAAAUGCCUGUGACAGUUCAAAUGAGAAAUAAGAUCAUAAAGACUGCCCCUCCAGCAUAUAAGCAGGUAAUAGUGACACUGCUUAAAAAUCAAACAGGAAACUCAUUGCAAUUGGUUACUGAAGCCAUUAUGCAAUUAAGAGAAUCGGGAGACUGGGCACCCAGGACCCAGGCACCCAAGAACCCUGGUGAGGGAGGCUUAGCAAGUCCAGGUCCAUCAACAUUCAGACCAUCUGGGACACCAAAGGAUACAAAUAAUAAAAGCAGGGUAAGUAGAAAAGAAAUGUUCCAGGCUCUCAUCAGAGAGGGUGUAAGUAAAGAACAUAUUGAUGGAAAAGAAACCCCUACACUCUGGAGGCUAUACAAGCAAAAAGGACUUCAUAAGAAAGGAGUCAAUGUAAAUAGCCUACGGACAGAUGCCCCAAACCCUUGUGGAUGGCGAGAAAAAGCACCAUCCUUUCCCCAGGCGAUGGAACCACCAAAGCUACCCACUUUGAUUCCUACAGCACCUCUUUUGUCAGGAGGAGGAGAGGUGGCUAGCUUGCUUGGAAAGGUUGGGGAUGAAUUGGAUAAGAUCUUCAAAAAGCUUUGUGUAAUUAGCAAGCUUUUACAGGAAUUGUUGGAAAGGAUGGCGGCAAGUGAGGAAAGGAAAGUGAGUUCAUUGUACCCUAAUUUGCAGAAAGAGACAGCAAGUGGUGAGGUACUUAAGACACUUAAAGAAUACACACACAUGGAAUUGCCAAACCUGGGAGACCUGGAUUUGACAGACCUAGAAGAUAGUAAUUGACUUGUGAGGCAGGCUCCAGUGAUUGAUUUUUCAGUAAAAGAUCAUAGACCCCAUGUAAAAGUUGAAAUUCACUGGGAGAAUAAAAAUGUUGAAAGGGUUACUGCCCUUGCAGACACUGGAGCCGAGGCCACUUUAAUUUAUGGAAACCCUAAGAAAUUUGUUGGAUUACCCUAUGUAAUCACAGGUCUGGGAGGUAAGAGGACAGAAGCAGUUGAGACCUGGGUAGAACUGAAAAUUGGACAGUUGCCAAAAAAGAAGUAUUCAGUUUUAAUUGUCCCCAUACCUGAAUACAUAAUUACAAUUGAUAUCCUUAAAGGAUUGACCUUGCAUUUGGGGGAUGGCUGUCACAGUUUUGAGACUAAACCCUAUAUAUCAGCCAGAGCAGUGGUGGUAGGAAAAUUAAUACCCCCUGUGCAACUACCACCAGCUACUAAAG